Messenger RNA from Scomber scombrus (Atlantic mackerel), 2262 nucleotides. RefSeq names its product required for meiotic nuclear division 5 homolog B (gene rmnd5b). The record is from RefSeq and is a predicted model, not a curated record. The transcript has 10 exons. Gene Ontology annotation, biological process: proteasome-mediated ubiquitin-dependent protein catabolic process. Bases 171 to 1346 code for a protein of 391 amino acids. Gene Ontology annotation, cellular component: cytoplasm; nucleus; GID complex. Gene Ontology annotation, molecular function: protein binding; ubiquitin protein ligase activity. NCBI's taxonomy places the organism in Eukaryota, Metazoa, Chordata, Actinopteri, Scombriformes, Scombridae.
CUUUUGUUGUAAAGAGCUCCGUAAACGCAGCAUGCGACACAGGAAGAUGCGCAUGCGCAGUACGACUGCUGGUGAAGUGUUGCCAUAACAGGCAAGUGGCUAACGCUAAUGUUUGCUAACUAAUUAAGAUAGGUGUUGUUGUUGUGUGUGUGAGUGUUCCAGUCCGAAUCAUGGAACAGUGUGCAUGUGUGGAGCGGGAGCUGGAGAAGGUGCUCCAUCGCUUUGUAAUGUACGGCCACCAAUCUGAAGAGAGGCUCGAUGAGCUCCUGCGCAGUGUCUGUGAGAUACGAGGACAGCUAGUUGCAUUUGGUGUACAAGAUGCAGACUUGUCAGUCCUAUCUCAGACUAUGGCCCAGUGUUGUAAGAAUAUCAAAGAAACAGUGCAGAUGCUCGCCUCCCGACAUAAGGACAUCCAUGGCAGUGUGUCAAAAGUGGGCAAAGCCAUUGACAGGAAUUUUGAUGCAGAGAUUAGUGCUGUGGUGGCAGAGACAGUGUGGGACACCCCAGAGAGACAGAAAUAUCUGAGUGAAACCAUUGUGGAGCAUCUGUACAGGCAAGGGAUGCUCAGUGUUGCAGAGGAUUUGUGUCAGGAGUCUGGUGUAGUUAUAGAUAUGAGUAUGAAGCAGCCUUUCCUGGAACUGAACAGGAUCCUUGAAGCUCUGAGGAUGCAGGAUCUCAGACCGGCACUAGAGUGGGCAGUGACAAAUCGGCAGCGCCUUUUGGACCUGAACAGCAGUUUAGAGUUCAAAUUGCACCGCUUGUACUUCAUCAGCCUGCUCAGUGGGGGAAUCGGCAACCAAAUGGAGGCCCUGCAGUACGCCAGGCACUUUCAGCCUUUUGCCUCUCAGCACCAGAGAGAUAUCCAGAUCCUGAUGGGCAGUCUGGUUUACCUGCGUCAUGGCAUCGAGAACUCUCCGUACCGUAGUUUACUGGAGACAAAUCAGUGGGCUGAAAUCUGUAACAUCUUUACCAGAGAUGCCUGCGCUUUACUGGGCCUCUCCGUAGAGUCUCCACUCAGUGUUAGCUUUGCAUCAGGCUGUAUGGCUCUGCCUGUGUUAAUGAACAUCAAGCAGGUGAUAGAGCAGAGACAGUGCAGCGGAGUCUGGACGCACAAAGAUGAGCUGCCUAUUGAAAUUGACCUGGGCAAAAAGUGCUGGUACCACUCUGUUUUCGCCUGCCCGAUCCUGCGGCAGCAAACCUCAGAGAGCAACCCACCUAUGAAGCUCAUCUGUGGCCACGUCAUCUCCAGAGACGCCCUCAACAAACUGACCAAUGCUGGGAAGUUGAAAUGCCCGUACUGCCCCAUGGAGCAGAAUCCGUCACAUGCCAAACAGAUCUACUUUUGAUACCACACACUCUCCUCAUGAGUAAGGAUGAAGUUACCCUGGAGCUCUUUGCGUUUCCAGGACCAUUUGCUCUGGCCCUUUUCCUCAGUCCCUGGCCCUCGGCCUGUUGUUGUAAGCAUUAAGGUUUUAUCCCAGUGCUCCUCUGGACAACCUUGGCUAUCCCGUAAUCCACCUCGGACCCUCCAACUUUGCAUAGUAUACAGAGUCCAGUGGGGAUGGUCCAACUCUAACCUGUAGUUGCGUGAGGAGCCUGUCAGUUAAUGAGAAACAUCCUCCCGAAGAAGCACCUCUGAAAAAGGAUCAUUCAUUGAAACUCAUUUGCAAAUGCCUGCAGAGUUAUAGGCUUAUCUUUUUAAAGUAUGUAAUACUUUAUAGUGUUUGUUUCCUCUGCUUUAUUGACUGUUUGAGUUGGCUUACGAAUGACUGCUUCUUUGUUUCCUUUUUCCUUUUUUUUUUUUUUGACAGAAGCAGUUGAAUGAAUGAUUACGGAUGGGUGUAGAGUUUGAGUAAAUGAUAUCGAUAGACAGUUUCUGAUUUCAAGAUGAUAAUAAACUAUUCUAUUAUACACAAGAAAGGUAUGUUUAGUAACAAAGUGUGCUGAAGGUUUAUUAUUUGCUGGUGAAGGGAACUGUGGAGGUCUUUCUUUUGAAUCGAACUCUGAUUGUGACCCAUUAUUCCUCCAUAAUGUAAUAAAGGCCUCACGUAGCUUGAAAGUCACUGUUGGCUGAUGUAUCCGUUUUGAUCAGUUCAACAGUUAACUCAUCAAUGGUGGAACAGCUUUUUUUUUUUUUUUUUUUUGUGACUGACUGCACCAGCAAGAUUUUCCUCAUUAUAGAAGCCAUUUGUCUUGUUGUAUGUAUGUAUUUAACAAAGACAACAAAAAGGAAACAAAAAAUAUAUACUACUGUGAAAUGUG